CUUAACGUGGGUUCCUUGUUGGAGCAGAGAUCAGAAGAUAGAGCCACUGCUUUGAGUCACGGCUCCAAGCUGUGAGGCAUCAAGGGAAUGGGUCAAGGCCAUCCUACUCUCCUGGCAUUUAAAUGGUAACAACUGUACCAGUUACUCAGCUGUGCUUAAGACAACAACAUCCAGGCACCUUCCAUCUUGGGCUUCUCCAUCAGGGACUGCAGCAUAGGAAUUAACCGCAGCGUACGCCGACGAAAGAAUUGUUUACAUAAAUAAAUUCCAGUGGCAAUAUUCAGCAUCAUCAGUGGGGCGUGUGCAUGAGGACGGAGACUGAACUGGUAUCAGUCGCUGACUACUGCGGAUAUCCUAGAACGGUGCCCGGCAAAUCUUCUGCCCUGCAGCCAAUUCCACGGCAAGACUUGGGCUCUCGUUGAUCCAUCAGUGCGACGAUGAAGCUGUUCGCCUUUGGGCUUCUUCUGGUGAGCUCGGCAGUGUUUGCCCAGCCAGGUAACCGAAUCAUCGGUGGGUACCCUUGUGGAGAACACAACCGCCCCUACCAGGCGGCCCUUGUGUUUGGACGCAGAGGCAACUGGAACAUUUAUUGUGGAGGGAGCUUAGUGAAUCCCUGCUGGGUCCUCACUGCUGCCCACUGCAAAGUGAGACCGGGCAUGAAAGUGUGCCUAGGAAAGCAGAACUUGAAGAAGAUAGAAAAGACAGAGCAGUGCUUAGGUAUCGCCGAAGUUAAACCACAUCCCAAUUACACGAGACAGACCAACAACAAGGAUUUCAUGCUUAUGCGGCUUCGUCCCUGCGCCAAGCUCAAUGAUGCUGUGCAGACCAUUUCCAUGCCUUCCAGGUGCCCUCCAGAUAACACGCAAUGCACAGUGUCGGGCUGGGGUACCACAAGAUCUCCUCAAGCAAAGCUUCCAGAACUCCUACAGUGUGCAGAUGUCAAAACUGUUGCCCAACAGACAUGCAAUAGAGCAUAUCGUGGUGCCAUCACGCCCUUCAUGAUGUGCGCUGGAGUCCCAGAGGGAGGCAUAGACUCCUGUCAGGGUGACUCUGGGGGCCCACUGGUCUGUGACGGGAAGCUUGAAGGCGUGGUUUCUUGGGGGACCUAUGUAUGCGCACAGAAAGGGAAUCCAGGAGUCUAUAGCAAAGUCUGCUGUGUGGUGCCAUGGAUCAAAGACACAAUAAGCAAGCAGAGCAAAUGCUGACCCAAACCUACAAAGCCGGACUCUGGGGAGAAGGGACCUCAGCACCACCACGAGACCAGCCCUUUGCAUGGGUGUUCUCCUUGAUCUUACAAAAUUUGAGUGUGGGGUCAUCUUCCUAAACGUCUCAAGUCCAUGUUCUGCCAUUGUGACCAAUGUCCCGUAUUUGUCAAAAUCUCACCACACAUUGCCUAGUGCUGGUUCAAGUUACGUUGCUGCUUUAAGUGAAAGUUCAUUUUGCUGCUUCCACCUUCUUUGCAUUUUGUUAUAUGGGGCGGUGGAGAGAGAAAGGUAGAAAUAGUCUGCAUCAAAAAUACAGUAAGAGGAAAGGGCUGUAAUUGGGAAAAUUGCUGGGGAAUGGGUUACCCCCAUCCUCACCCGGCCUAGACCCUAUUGUCCCAAGGGUCAGGGGAAGGGGUAAUCAUGU
Gekko japonicus is the source of this 1629-nucleotide messenger RNA. RefSeq names its product cationic trypsin-like. Gene Ontology annotation, biological process: proteolysis. Gene Ontology annotation, molecular function: serine-type endopeptidase activity. The record is from RefSeq and is a predicted model, not a curated record. Bases 438 to 1205 code for a protein of 255 amino acids. The transcript is spliced from 6 exons. NCBI's taxonomy places the organism in Eukaryota, Metazoa, Chordata, Lepidosauria, Squamata, Gekkonidae.